Molecule: messenger RNA, 1237 nt
Organism: Helianthus annuus (common sunflower)
Lineage: Eukaryota; Viridiplantae; Streptophyta; Magnoliopsida; Asterales; Asteraceae
Product: GDSL esterase/lipase At5g08460
Exons: 5
Coding region: 1-1182 (393 amino acids)
Molecular function (GO): hydrolase activity, acting on ester bonds
Source: RefSeq, a predicted model, not a curated record
AUGGCUUUAACGGUCUACUCUAAAACAAGAAAUAAAGCACUUGUGAAUUUCAUUGUGUUUGAGAAAAUGGAGAACAUGAAACUAAGGAGAUCAAGAUUACCCGCAAUGCUACUUACCAUUGUGUUUUGGGAGUUGUCUUUUCAGGUUUCCAUAGCAGCAGCAUCGCCACAGGUUGCAGCAAUGUUUGUAUUUGGAGACUCGCUAACGGACAAUGGUAAUAACAAUUAUCUUAAUUCUCUUGCAAAGGCAAACUACGAUCCAUAUGGCAUUGAUUUCCCUCAAGGUUCUGCUUCUGGUCGUUUUAGUAAUGGCAACACCAUCAUCGACUAUCUUGGGGACUUCUUGGGACUUCCGCUUCUUCCAGCCUACGCAAAUCCCGAUGCUACCGGUAGCGGCUUACUGCAAGGAGUGAACUAUGCAUCAGCUUCCGCAGGCAUUCUAGAAGAAACAGGAAGAAAUCUAGGUGAACGAAUCAGCUUUAGACAGCAGGUUGAGAACUUCGCAAGCAACCUGGAACAGCUGAAGAACGAGAUGAAAGCGGAGCAACUGACCAAAUACCUAAAGAAAUCAUUAACGGUUGUAAUCAUGGGAAGCAACGAUUAUAUCAAUAAUUAUUUGCUAACUUCUUUCUACGCUACAAGCUAUAUAUAUCCACCCACAACCUAUACAGAUCUUCUCAUACAGCAAUACACCAAGCGAAUCUUAGCACUCUAUAGUUUAGGACUGCGAAAGUUCUUAAUUGCGGGGAUCGGGCCCCUCGGAUGCAUCCCUAAUCAACUAGCCAAUAAUUUUGCGCCACCUGGAAAGUGUGCGUCUUUGGCAAACGACUUGGCGGUCAUGUUUAACACACAACUCAGAUCUCUAGUCAGUCAACUUAACACAAACUAUACUGAUGCAAUCUUUGUGUACGGGAACACCUACGGUGCUGUCAGUGACAUAAUAACCAACUCCCGUAACUAUGGAUUCACGGUUACCGAUAGCGGGUGUUGUGGUAUCGGAAGAAACCAAGGUGAGAUAACCUGUCUUCCGUUUUCAGCUCCGUGCGUCAACAGAGAUCAACAUGUUUUUUGGGAUGCGUUCCAUCCUACCCAAGCCGCAAACCGAAUUCUAGCUGAAAAGGCAUACAAUGGUCCGCCAUCCGAUUGCUAUCCAAUGAAUGUCAAACAAAUGGCAGAAUUGUAACUCUCUGUGAAUCAUUCAAUUCCUGGAUGACUAUAUCAAUAAUGAGAAAAUUGAA